AUGAAACUGAACAUAGAUGCGUCAUUGCUUCCAGGUGAGUUCCUUUGUUUUGUCGCCAGAAUCGCUAGGGAUGGAGCUGGGUGCGUCAUCGAUGGCUUCGCAGCAGAAGCUAGGGUUUCCUCGGCGUCUUACGUGGAAGCUGAAGCAGUUCUACACGGGAUAUGCUAUCUCAAGGACUUAAAGUCGAGACACGUGCAAGACGCCAGAAGUCAAGAAGUUCAAUGGACUUGUGAAAGCGACAGCUUAGCGGUGGUGGAAUUUGUCAUGGGCCGAGCCAAGAUACCUUGGAAUUUAAAAGAAAUUAUUCAACGCUACCGAGAAGAUAUAUCCCUAUGCAACAACGUUUCAGUAACCUAUUGUCCUCGUGAUGCAAACAAAGCUGCAGAUUGGCUGAUUAUCCAGGCGAGCAUGACCUUGUUCACCAAGGCCGCAGUCAAUGGUGGCAUGAAAAGCUUCGUCUUCAUCUUCUACCGGCAACUUGCCGGAACCAUUUUCUUGCUCAUGUUGGCCACGAUCUUCGAUAGGAGAUCUGUAACUCAGCUCACGUUCCUCAUCAUCUUCAAGAUCUCCGCUGUCGCUUUCAUAGGUAUCACGCUAGCUAUGAAUCUCUAUGGGAUUGCGCUCCUCUAUAUUUCAGCAUCACUAGCGUCUGCAACUAUUAACUGCGUACCUGUUUCAACUUUCUUCUUCGCUGUUCUUUUCAGGACGGAGAAGCUGAAUGUGAGGAAAAUAGAGGGAGUUGCGAAGCUUGUAGGAAUAACAAUUUGCAUGGGAGGAGUGGCCACCCUUGCUUUCUUCAAGGGACCAAUUCUAAAUCCUCCUCCUUUUGCCUUCCAUAGUGCACAUCAGCAACACCACGUUUCAUCAUCGAGAAGCACAAGAUGGAUCAUAGGUUGCCUCCUCUCGUUCAUUUCAGCCUCCUCCUGGGGCUUAUGGAAUGUUCUGCAGGCUGAAGUAUUAAAAACCUAUCCAUCGAAGCUUCACUUCACAUGUCUUCAGUGUUUAUCAAGCACAGUUCAGUCGUUUCUCGUGGCAAUUGCUGAAGAAAGAGACUUUUCUGAGUGGAAGUUGGCUUGGAAUGUCAAACUACUUGCGAUCCUUUAUUGUGGAAUCAUUGUCACUGGAGUUUCUUUCUACCUACAAUCAUGGGUGAUUGCAAUGAAGGGACCAGUAUUCUAUGCCAUGUUUAUACCCCUGAAUCCAAUCAUAACGAUGAUCAGUUCCAUGUUCAUCCUGGGUGAGAGCAUAUAUUUUGGGAGCAUUGUUGGCGAGAUAAUGUUGGUAGUAGGCUUGUACAGUGUCUUAUGGGGACAAAAGAAUGAGCAAAAUCUAGCCAUCGAAAGUCCCUUACCAGUUCAAGCUGAGAAGAUAUGCAUAAAUGCAGAAGAUCAGAAGCAUGAAAAUGCUUAA
Eucalyptus grandis is the source of this 1410-nucleotide messenger RNA. Its product is annotated as WAT1-related protein At5g64700-like. Gene Ontology annotation, cellular component: plasma membrane. The record is from RefSeq and is a predicted model, not a curated record. The transcript is spliced from 7 exons. NCBI's taxonomy places the organism in Eukaryota, Viridiplantae, Streptophyta, Magnoliopsida, Myrtales, Myrtaceae. The coding region runs from base 1 to 1410 and encodes 469 amino acids. Gene Ontology annotation, molecular function: transmembrane transporter activity; RNA-DNA hybrid ribonuclease activity; nucleic acid binding.